AUGUCACAACUCGCAACUAUGGUUACCUUCUUGGAUCUUCCCGUGGAGCUCCGCCUGCAAAUCGCAGCAUACGUUCUGGAGCAACCACGCCAUGCUGGUUUGGUUUGGAAAGGCACAACGGCCGACGUAUACAAAGGAUUCGUUCCAGACACGGCCUAUCACUCAGCGCCCAACCUCAACCUACUCCUCGUCUGUCACUCCUUUCGCAACGACUGUUCCAGGCUUGCUUAUGAAAGGACGACCUUUUUUCCUGGGUCCAAUGUCAAUGAGCACAUUUGUCGUUGCCCACCUGCACGGCUACAAGAUCUCCGCAAAUUAAUUGUGCCCUUUGAGCCAUUCGAGGCAUUGAUACGACAAAGCCCCAGCAACUUCUUCGCAAAUGACUCCUUGAGACUGGAGCGACUGACCGUUAUCCAUUUCGAUGGUUGGAACGCCAAAACUCACACCAAAGUCAUGGUGGACUUUAUGCGCCGAGUGGAAAACAUCAGGUCCAUCAUCAUUACCCUCCGGGACGACAACGUCGUCCACAAGCAUCGAAAACAGUGUUGUGCACUGGUGGGGGCAAUCUUGAAAGAAGACCACUUCCAAAGAUAUGACGCACAAGAUGCCCCGAAGCUCGAAAAAACUUGGUGGACUUGGAGUUACAAUCAUCAUCUCCAAACAUUCAACUUUACUGCGCAGUCAGCGAAGACCGUCAUGGAAGAGGAGGCUUAUAUGAAUGAUGUGGCGCCGUUGAUACAGAGUCUCAUGGAUGACUUGCAAUCUAUGGAUCUUCCACCUGCAGUUCUGGUGGAAGAUGGAUGA
This is a messenger RNA of Plenodomus lingam JN3, 804 nucleotides long. RefSeq lists its product as uncharacterized. Lineage: Eukaryota; Fungi; Ascomycota; Dothideomycetes; Pleosporales; Leptosphaeriaceae. The record is from RefSeq and is a predicted model, not a curated record.